AUGGGUUCUGCUGCACGGUCUGCACACUCUUCUCGUUCUGGCAUGUCCCCUCGAACGACAACGGCUGCUGCGUCCUCCUCUCGAGGAUCUCCUACUCCUCUUUCACCGGUUUUCCCAAAAUCGUUUCCUCCGAAGCGGAUCGCAUCAACAUCAAGGAGAACGGACAAGGAUGGCGCUGGAGAAGUAUUACCAAGACUCCCCUUGGUCCCGUUCAUGAACGAAAUUCCUCGCUCGCCGCAGCGAAGACAGAGUGCCAGUGCGGCGUUUCGUUCGCUCAGACCCAUGAAGCCCGACGCAGGCGUCGACCGCUCCACCGUCCGAUCUCAACUGUUGCCCGCUGGUCGUGCAAGCGGCUCUAGUGAAUCCGCUUCGCCAUCGACUCCCCGGCGAAUGUCUGUACCACAUCCAAGUUACAUCUUGGAACCAAGAGCCGCGGCACAGUUCACCCAUGCGUAUUCCAAGAUAUAUGCGCCCAGUGCUCCUACCACCCCUGCGCUCGCGUACACUCCCUUGGAAUAUGCGUUCAGUGCUCCUACGACUCCUGCACUUGCAUAUACUUCCUUGGAAUACGCACACGAUGCUAUUCCGGGCGCAUACUCUUCUGCAGCGCCUUUGUAUAGUCCGCCUCACAAGUACAAAACGCACAGCACAAGAGCUCAACAAAUCGGCCCUUUCAAGUCUCUGUACGAGCUCCCCAAAGGAACGUUCGGCACGUCGCUUGUCUCGCGCGACCUCAGCACUGGACGCGUGCUUUGUACGCGGGUGUUCAAGAAGAAGCAGAUGCUAUCCGACCCGGUUUUCUUUCACGGACUGCUUGCUGAGCUUUUGUGCUACAAACAUGUCUUGACGCGCCCUGCCGACCGAUGCCCGUUCUUGAUGGAGAUAGAUGCCGCCCUGCAGGACGAGGAGAACGUGAUCUUCGCGAUGCCUCUCAUGCAGUGCGACCUGAUAAAAGUUAUUCGUGGUCGCGGAGACAUACGGCGCACGCGCCGCUGGGUGGCUCAGUUGGCCGUCGGUUUGGACGCGCUGCACUCGAUGGGAGUCAUUCAUCGCGAUCUGAAGCCAGAGAACGUUCUUCUUGACACGCGCACUAACACAGUACGGAUUGCCGACUUCAACGCAGCGUACCUGCAGGCCGGGAACGCUCCGCUGGAGGAUGGGGCAGUGUACACGCGCGGGUAUGUGGGCAGCAGGCCGUACAUGGCACAAGAAAUCGUGGACCGCAAGUGGUACGGCAAGAUGGUCGACUGGUGGUCGCUCGGCUGUAUCAUGUUCGAUCUGACCGCGGGGGAGCUGCUAUUCAGGACUGAUACGCAGCGUACGAAGUUUGUGACCUGGGAUCGGAAGAAGGAAGGCAUGUCUUACCUGUCUUGGGCGACGAAACUGAGCGAGGACGAAGAAGCUGUGUUGUCGGGGCUGCUUCAUCUACGACCUGGAUGUCGUUUCCAGUUGAAACAGCUUCGCCAACAGCCCUACUUCCAAGAUAAGCAGGGGGCGAGUGUGAGUGUGAGUGUGUUUGACGGGCAGAUCUACUAUCCUUCUGUGACAGGUACACAGCUGGAGAAUGGAGUUCACGAAGUGAGCUCUGAGAUGAAGGAAGAGCCGCUGCGCCAUGUCAUACAAGAUUCAAGCAGAUCAGAAGGCCCGUACAACUUCCGCAACUUUGAGUGGGUCAACCCGCGCGGCCUAUGGGGUUCGCUGGGUUGA
This is a messenger RNA of Sparassis crispa, 1707 nucleotides long. RefSeq lists its product with no specific name. Gene Ontology annotation, biological process: peptidyl-serine phosphorylation; intracellular signal transduction. Gene Ontology annotation, molecular function: ATP binding; protein serine/threonine kinase activity. The transcript has 7 exons. NCBI's taxonomy places the organism in Eukaryota, Fungi, Basidiomycota, Agaricomycetes, Polyporales, Sparassidaceae. Bases 1 to 1707 code for a protein of 568 amino acids. The record is from RefSeq and is a predicted model, not a curated record.